This is a messenger RNA of Colletotrichum higginsianum IMI 349063, 1497 nucleotides long. RefSeq names its product Threonine aspartase. The record is from RefSeq and is a predicted model, not a curated record. Gene Ontology annotation, molecular function: threonine-type endopeptidase activity. The transcript is spliced from 2 exons. The coding region runs from base 1 to 1497 and encodes 498 amino acids. Lineage: Eukaryota; Fungi; Ascomycota; Sordariomycetes; Glomerellales; Glomerellaceae. Gene Ontology annotation, biological process: protein maturation.
AUGGGAAUGAAGUUUCUGAAGUCUGGUGCCUCGGCCACCGAGGCCGUCGAAGCUGCUUUACGCGUCCUCGAAGACAAGGAGAUCACCAACGCCGGUUACGGAUCCAAUCUUUCAAUGGAUGGGACCGUCGAAUGCGAUGCAACGAUUGUCGAUCAUCUUGGUAGAAGUGGUGCUUGCGGAGCUGUCCCAAACAUCAGAAACCCGGUCUGCCUCGCAAAGUUGAUCUUGGACAAAAGCAGCCAGCCUCUAUCCCUGCGACGAGUCCCACCAAAUAUUCUCGUUGGUGAGGGUGCCAAAAACUUCGCCUCGGAAAACGGAAUGCAAAGUGUUCCCAACGAGUACCUAAUCUCUAAAAACGCGCGUGACCGGUUUUUACGAUGGCAAGAAGAUCUUAAACGGGCUGAAGAGAAGCAGAAGCAGACUGGGACUCGCAAAGCACCUGGAGAAGCGACUGAUAGCUGCCAGCAAUACGAGACAGUACCAACACCCGCCCGAAUGUACCAGAACCAACAGAGGGACCACGUCAGUGCUAUUCUCAGCGGUACAUGGAAUGAAGGCCAGCCUGAUUCACCACUGCGAGGUUCUCCGGCACUCGAACAGAUGCAGGGCCAAUACCAGGGAAGCCCUCCGUUUGGAUCAUCGCACUCUCGGGCGUCACCCUCACGGCAAACAAUAGAACGCUCUCCUUUGAGCCACGUUGGAGCUUCUGCGCCUUCUGCCAACAGAUCUCGACCUCACAUACUGCAAGAAGAACGGCCCCUGACGGCGUCUUCCAGCCAGCUGGCCAAUGAAGGAAAUCGUGAUGGCACAAUAUCCCCUCUGUGGACAGAUGGAACGAAGUUGGCAAGCACCAUUGCACAGCUCCAGGGCUGCAGUACUCGCGGACUUAAGCGACCUUUUGCUGCAACCGAGCUGGAGCACGAAGAUGUCAUCACCGACACCGUUGGAGCCAUAGCGAUUGAUGAGAGGGGACACAUCGCGGCGGGCUCUUCUUCCGGUGGCAUCGGAAUGAAACAUCGGGGGCGCAUAGGUCCCGCUGCUCUGGUGGGCAUUGGCACAGCUGUCGUGCCAUGCGACCCCGAUGACCCAGACAAGACCAGCGUAGCAACGGUCACCAGUGGCACGGGGGAGCACAUGGCCACCACUAUGGCAUCUCAACGAUGUGCUGAACGGAUCUAUGGAAAUACCCGCCGAGGACCGGGCGGCAGAGAUGUUGAGGAGUGGGACGAGGACGCCAUCAUGGAAUCCUUUAUCACAAACGACUUCAUGGGCCAUCCCGGCGUCAGGAAUUGCAACUCGAUCGGUGCGAUUGGCGUGAUGACAGUCAAGAAGACGCGGGCCGGGUAUUAUUUAUACUUCGCCCACAACACUGACUCGUUCGCGCUGGCUUCCAUGAGUGGUUCCGACAGAGAGCCCGUAUGCGUCAUGUCCCGCUUGGGCGAGUCUGCUCAAGUUACUCGGGGCGCCCGAAGGAUAAGGGUCGAUUCAGGACCAUGA